Antechinus flavipes (yellow-footed antechinus) is the source of this 2931-nucleotide messenger RNA. RefSeq names its product protein inhibitor of activated STAT 3 (gene PIAS3). Lineage: Eukaryota; Metazoa; Chordata; Mammalia; Dasyuromorphia; Dasyuridae. The record is from RefSeq and is a predicted model, not a curated record. Gene Ontology annotation, molecular function: zinc ion binding; transcription coregulator activity; SUMO ligase activity. Gene Ontology annotation, biological process: protein sumoylation; regulation of transcription by RNA polymerase II.
GGCGAUGUUUGCGGCCGGCCCCGGGGUGGGGAGUUGCGCGCCGGUCCCUGGGCCUGGGCUCCGGCGCCUGCGAUGUCUCAAGAUGGCGGAGCUGGGCGAGUUAAAGCACAUGGUGAUGAGUUUCCGGGUGUCUGAGCUCCAGGUGCUUCUGGGCUUUGCAGGACGCAACAAGAGUGGGAGGAAACACGAACUACUGACCAAGGCCCUGCAGCUUCUCAAGUCUGGCUGUGGCCCCAGCGUCCAGAUGAAGAUCAAAGAACUUUACCGACGCCGCUUCCCCCGGAAGGCCCUCGUCCCUUCGGAGCUCUCACUGCUCUUGCCCCCAGGAGCUCCGCCCAUCGUUCCUCCUGGCCCCCUGCCCCCUGCCCCCUCCAGCCUCCUGCCUUCAGGACCCCUCCUGGGGGGGCCCAAACGUGAGGCUGAUGUCCAUCCUUCCCUGCCCCAGCCAGUCCACCCUGAUGUCACCAUGAGGCCGCUACCUUUCUAUGACAUAUACGGGGAACUCAUCCGGCCCACCACUCUCGCAUCCACAAACAGCCAGAGGUUUGAGGAGGCUCAUUUCACUUUCGCAUUGACGCCACAGCAAGUGCAGCAGAUCCUCUCCUCAAGGGAUGUCCUGCCUGGGGCCAAGUGCGACUAUACAGUACAGGUCCAGCUCAGGUUCUGUCUCUGUGAGACCAGUUGCCCCCAGGAAGAUUAUUUUCCUCCUAACCUCUUUGUCAAGGUUAAUGGGAAACUGUGUCCCCUGCCGGGUUAUCUUCCCCCGACCAAGAAUGGGGCUGAACCCAAAAGACCCAGCCGACCUAUCAACAUCACAUCCUUAGUCCGACUUUCAGCCACUGUCCCCAAUACUAUUGUGGUCAACUGGUCGUCUGAGUUUGGACGGAAUUAUUCGCUGUCGGUGUACCUAGUGAGGCAGCUGACCUCAGUGACGCUGCUGCAGAAACUGAGAGCAAAGGGCAUCCGCAACCCAGACCACUCUCGGGCACUGAUCAAGGAGAAGCUGACCGCCGACCCUGACAGUGAGGUGGCCACCACCAGCCUGCGGGUGUCACUCAUGUGCCCGUUAGGGAAGAUGCGCCUGGCUGUGCCGUGCCGGGCCCUCACCUGUGCCCACCUACAGAGCUUCGACGCUGCCCUCUACCUGCAGAUGAACGAGAAGAAGCCCACGUGGACGUGCCCUGUGUGUGACAAGAAGGCUCCCUACGAAUCCCUGGUCAUAGAUGGAUUGUUCAUGGAGAUUCUGAAUUCGUGCACUGACUGUGAUGAGAUCCAGUUCAUGGAAGAUGGAUCCUGGUGCCCAAUGAGGCCCAAGAAGGAGCCACCGGAGGUUUGCCCCACAACAGGCUAUGGCUUAGAUGGUCCCCCCUUUGGCCCUGGCCCUGAGGGCAAGCCUCCCGAGACCAAGAAGAAAAUCGAAGUUAUUGACUUGACACUUGACAGCUCUUCAGAUGAGGAAGACCUGCCCCCUCCUAAGAAGCACUGCCCAGUCACCUCGGCGGCCAUCCCUGGUCCCCCUGGAGGCAAAGGAGUACUGGCUACCAGUCACCAGCCAUCAUCUGUGCUCCGGAGCCCAGCUAUGGGCACCCUGGGCAGUGACUUCCUAUCCGGCCUCCCUCUUCCCGAGUACCCACCAGCCUUUCCACUGGGGGCCGAAAUCCAGGGUUUGGACUUAUUUACUUUCUUUCAGAAUGAGAGUCAGCACUACAGUCCUUCGGUCAUCACCUCAAUAGACGAGCAGGAUACCCUUGGCCAUUUCUUCCAGUACCGGGGCACCCCUUCCCACUUCUUGGGUCCACUGGCUCCCGUUCUGGGGAGCUCUCACCGAGGAUCUCCUCCAGCACCGCCUCCUGGCCGGGUCAGCAGCAUUGUGGCCCCCGGAGGGGCCCUGAGAGAUGGACACGGGGGACCCCUGCCUCCAGGGUCUUCUCUGACCGGUUGUCGGCCGGACAUUAUUUCCCUGGACUGAAACUCCGGGAUUCUGGACCUCCUCACCCACUUCUGGCACCAAGUGGGGACCGCAGGGGAGCCCUGUCCCUCAGCCCCUCAACUGAUUCCCUUGGGGUUUGUGGCCAGAGGCUACAAACAGAAACUCGUGGACACACGUUCUUGGCCCCCUCUCUGCCCGGACUCGCACCCAAAGGGUUAAUAUUUAACCUCUUUAAAAAAGACAUUUUGGGUUUAUUUUUGGAAAUGCUCUUCAGAUGGAGACAUGUAAGCCAAGAAGGGGCAGAGAGAUGUAAGAAUUGUGCCUAAAAGUUGGGCCUAAAAGAUUUUCCAUUCUUUUCUUCCUUUCCCCAAUCGCUCCGUGCCUCAGGUCUAACUCUGAAGCAGCCGGAGUGGGAGGGGGAAUGUGUGGAUGGAUGGAUAAGAGAUGUCAAUUGGUCCCCCUUAAAACACCUGAUAGUUCUCCUAUGUCCAUUUGUUCCCCUUCCACAUAUGGGACAGACAAAUGGAGAGAAAAAGACAGGGCUUGAGAUCUCUAUUUUCAGUUGCAGCUUUUUGUACAUAAAUGAGAAAAACCAAAAAAACUCCAAAGAUGAUGACCCUUAGCCCAUUCUCAGUCUGACUGAGGACGGGAUGAGGAGAUCUACCUCCUCUGCCUCUCUAAAGAUGGAUGGGAGAGGAGGUAGUUUUGUCCCGUUGCCUGGCUCUCUAUUUAUAUAUAAAUAAUAAAAAGUAUAAAUAUAUAUAUAUUUAAGUUGAUGAUGAUUCCCCAAGGUCUCCCUAUCCUGGGGCCUGAGUUUCCAAAGGGAACCAUAGUUUUAGAGUUAUGGUCAUGGAACUCAUUCUGCACCUUUUGGGAGGGGGCAUUCAGUCCCCUUCCCCUAAAUUCACCUUUCCCUCUUUUAUGAACCUUUCUUUUAAUUUAAUUUCAUAUUUCCAAAAUUGUAGCAAUGUUCUCACCGACAAUAAAGGUUGUGAAUCCCA